Chelmon rostratus (copperband butterflyfish) is the source of this 8761-nucleotide messenger RNA. RefSeq names its product low density lipoprotein receptor-related protein 4 (gene lrp4). The coding region runs from base 194 to 5950 and encodes 1918 amino acids. The transcript is spliced from 38 exons. Gene Ontology annotation, biological process: chemical synaptic transmission; canonical Wnt signaling pathway; receptor-mediated endocytosis involved in cholesterol transport. NCBI's taxonomy places the organism in Eukaryota, Metazoa, Chordata, Actinopteri, Chaetodontiformes, Chaetodontidae. Gene Ontology annotation, molecular function: protein binding; calcium ion binding. The record is from RefSeq and is a predicted model, not a curated record.
GUCGGGGAGAGAAAAGGGGCUAACAAGUCAGUCAUGGUACGAGGCUAGCGUGAAAAGCCGGAGCGCCUUCUUGUAACUAAAGCCCGUUGAUAUUUAACAGUGAGGAGAAGAAGAAGAAGAAGAAGGAGAAGAAGAAGAGGAGGGAAAAGGGAGAAGGGAAGCCCGGCGAAGCGAGAGACGAGCGGGGUACAAGAUGCAGCUGGCCGCGGUGCUGUGGGGCUCCCUGGUAACUUUGCUGCUCAGCCAGACUCCAGGAGUUCUGGGCAGCGCUGAGUGUUCAUGUGGGAGGAACCACUUCACGUGCGCGGUCAGCGCGUUCGGCGAGUGUACCUGCAUCCCGGCCCAGUGGCAGUGUGAUGGAGAUAACGACUGCGGGGACCACAGUGACGAGGACGGAUGCAUGCUUCCCACCUGCUCGCCGCUGGACUUCCACUGCGACAACGGCAAAUGCAUCCGUCGCUCCUGGGUGUGUGACGGAGACAACGACUGCGAGGAUGACUCCGACGAACAGGACUGUCCUCCCAGGGAGUGCGAGGAGGACGAGUUUCACUGCCAAAAUGGCUACUGUAUUCGCAGCCUCUGGCACUGCGACGGCGACAACGACUGUGGGGACAACAGUGACGAACAGUGUGACAUGCGUAAAUGUUCGGACAAGGAGUUCCGCUGCACAGAUGGCAGUUGUAUCGCUGAGCACUGGUACUGUGACGGCGACACAGACUGUAAGGACGGAUCAGACGAGGAAAACUGCCCCUCAGAUGUGAUGGCAGCCACCUGCAGCGUGGAAGAGUUCCAGUGUGCGUACGGCCGCUGCAUCCUGGACAUCUACCACUGUGACGGAGACGACGACUGCGGAGACUGGUCGGAUGAGUCGGACUGCUCUUCCCACCAGCCCUGCAGAUCAGUUGAAUUCAUGUGCAGCAGCGGGAUGUGCAUCAACGCUGGCUGGAGGUGUGACGGCGAAUUCGACUGUGACGACCAAUCAGACGAGAAGAACUGCACCACGUCCAUGUGCACGGCCGACCAGUUCCGCUGUGGAACUGGACGCUGCGUCCGGUUGUCGUGGAGAUGCGAUGGCGAGGAUGACUGCUCCGACCACAGUGAUGAAGAGGGCUGUGAGAAAACUGAGAGUCCUCCAUGUGCUCCUGAUCAGUUCCAGUGUGGGAAUGGACGCUGUAUCGGCCAGAGGAAGGUGUGUAAUGAGGUCAACGACUGCGGAGACGGGACUGACGAACACCCGCACCAUGACUGCCGGCCGCGCUCCAGCGAGGGCAACUGUAACCAGAAUAAUGGAGGCUGCUCCCAGAAGUGUCAGAUGGUCAGAGGACUGGUCCAGUGCACCUGUCACACUGGAUACCGACUGAUGGACGGCGGCAAAGCCUGCCAGGAUGUGGACGAGUGUGCUGAAGAAGGCUACUGCAGCCAGGGCUGUACCAACACAGAGGGGGGGUUCCAGUGCUGGUGCGUCCAGGGCUACGAGCUCCGACCUGACAAGCGCAGCUGCAAAGCUCUGGGUCCCGAGCCAGUGCUGCUGUUUGCCAAUCGCAUCGACAUCCGUCAGGUUUUGCCGCAUCGCUCCGAGUACACCCUGCUGCUCAACAACCUGGAGAACGCCAUCGCCCUGGACUUCCACCACAGCCGCGAGCUGGUCUUCUGGUCCGACGUGACGCUGGACCGCAUCAUGAAAGCCAACCUCAACGGCUCUAACGUGGAGGAGGUUGUCUCCACCGGUCUGGAGAGCCCAGGUGGACUGGCCAUAGACUGGAUCCAUGACAAGUUGUACUGGACAGACUCCGGGACGUCCCGCAUCGAGGUGGCCAACCUGGAUGGGACGCACCGCAAGGUGCUGCUGUGGCAGAACAUGGAGAAGCCCCGAGCCAUCGCAUUGCACCCGAUAGAGGGGAAGAUCUACUGGACAGACUGGGGCAACACACCUCGCAUCGAGUACGCCAACAUGGACGGCUCCAACCGGCGGGUCAUCGCAGACACACAUCUAUUCUGGCCCAAUGGCCUCACCAUUGACUACGCCGGGCGCCGCAUGUACUGGGUGGACGCCAAGCACCAUGUCAUCGAGAGGGCCGACCUGGACGGACGCAACCGCAAGGCCGUCAUCAGCCACGGCCUGCCGCACCCGUUUGCCAUCACGGUGUUUGAGGACAGCCUCUACUGGACUGACUGGCACACCAAGAGCAUCAACAGCGCCAAUAAAUUCACAGGCAAGAACCAGGAGAUUAUUCGCAACAAGCUGCACUUCCCCAUGGACAUCCACACCCUGCACCCCCAGAGGCAGCCCGCAGGUGGCAGGAACCGCUGUGGCAGCAACAAUGGAGGCUGCAGCCACUUGUGUCUCCCCAGCAACAAGACCUACACCUGCGCCUGUCCCACCGGCUUCAAGAAGGUGGACCACUACAACUGUGCUGACGGUCUUGACAAGUUCCUGCUUUUUGCCCGAAGGACGGACAUCCGACGAGUCAGCUUCGAUACAGAGGACAUGUCCGAUGAUGUCAUCCCUCUGGCUGACGUGCGCAAUGCUGUGGCGCUGGACUGGGACGCCAAAGACGGCUACAUCUACUGGACUGAUGUCACCACCGACUCCAUCAACAGAGCGCUGUGGAACGGCUCCAAGCAGGAGGUGGUGGUGGACACCAGUCUGGAGAGUCCCGCAGGUUUGGCGAUUGACUGGGUGACCAGCAAGCUGUACUGGACUGAUGCUGGUACGGAUCGUAUCGAAGUUUCUAAUGCCGAUGGGAGCAUGAGGACUGUCCUGAUAUGGGAGAACCUGGACCGGCCGAGGGACAUCGUCGUCGACCCGAUCGGAGGUUUCAUGUACUGGACCGACUGGGGUGCCAACCCAAAGAUCGAGCGUGCGGGAAUGGACGCCUCCAGUCGCAUUGUCAUCAUCUCAUCUAAUCUGACGUGGCCCAAUGGGCUCGCCAUUGACUACGAGACCAAACGCCUGUACUGGGCCGACGCCGGCAUGAAGACUAUUGAAUUUGGCAACUUUGAUGGUUCUGACCGACAGGUUUUGAUUGGCAGCCAGCUGCCUCACCCCUUUGGCCUGACCGUGCAUACGGACAAGCUGUACUGGACGGACUGGCAGUCCAAGAGCAUCCAGAGCGCCAACAAACUCACUGGCUUGGGCCGACACACGCUGGCCGAAAACCUGGAGAACCUCAUGGACAUUCACAUGUUCCACCGACUACGUGAGACAGUGCAUAACCCGUGCUUGGUGAAUAAUGGAGGCUGCAGCCACCUCUGUCUUCUGGCUCCUGCUCCCAAAGCCUCCAGCUGUGCCUGUCCCACCGGGAUCAACCUGCAGACGGAUGGGAAGACCUGCACGCCCGGGAUGAGCAGCUUCCUGAUCUUUGCACGGAGGACAGACAUCAGGAUGGUCUCUUUGGAUAUCCCUUAUUUUGCUGACGUGGUUCUGGCUGUAAACAGCUCCAUGAAAAACACCAUCGCCAUCGGGGUCGACCCCAAAGAAGGAAAAGUCUAUUGGUCUGACAGCACACUGAAGAAAAUCAGCAGAGCCAACAUCAAUGGAAAAGCACACGAAGACAUCAUAUCUACAGGGCUGAUGACAACCGAUGGCCUGGCAGUGGACGCUGUCGGCAGGAAGAUCUACUGGACGGACACGGGAACCAACCGCAUCGAGGUCGCCAACCUGGACGGCUCCAUGAGGAAAGUUCUGGUCUGGCAAAACCUGGACAGCCCUCGAGCCAUCGCCCUCUACCAUGAGAUGGGUUAUUUAUACUGGACAGACUGGGGCGAGCACGCUAAGCUGGAGCGCUCAGCGAUGGAUGGAUCAGACCGUGUGGUCCUCAUCAGUAACAACCUGGGCUGGCCCAACGGCCUGGCCAUCGACAUGGCCGGCUCACAGUUACUGUGGGCCGACGCUCACACCGAGCGUAUUGAGUCGUCCGACCUGAACGGGCAGAAUCGCCGCACCCUCGUGACUCCAGUCCAGCACCCGUACGGUUUAACUCUGCUGGGCUCCCACAUCUACUGGACCGACUGGCAGAGCCGCAGCAUCCAGCGUGCUGACAAGAACACCGGGACCAACACCAUCACGGUGCGAGCCAACCUGCCAGGCCUGAUGGACAUCCAGGCCGUGGACAGGGACAGGCCACUGGGUUUUAAUAAGUGCGGCAGGAGGAACGGGGGCUGCACCCACCUGUGCCUGCCUCGUCCCAACGGUACGUCCUGCGCCUGUCCCACUGGCAUCCUGCUCAAGGGAGACGGCAGGUCAUGUGACGACUCCCCGGAGACGUACCUGCUCUUCUCCAACCGCGUCAGCGUGCGCAGGAUCUCCCUGGACACCAACGACCACACCGACGUGCACGUACCGGUGCCCGAGCUGCACAACGUCAUCUCGCUGGACUACGACAGCGUGGACGGAAAACUUUACUACACAGAUGUCACCCUGGAUGUUAUCAGGCGUGCAAACCUGGACGGCACUGGCAUGGAGACGGUGAUCAGCCAGGGCCUGAAGACCACAGAUGGACUGGCUGUAGACUGGGUGGCCAGGAACAUGUACUGGACUGACACCGGGCGCAACACCAUCGAGGUAGCCCGCCUGGACGGAACGAGCCGCAAAGUCCUGGUUAACAACAGUCUGGAUGAACCCCGGGCCAUCGCAGUGUUCCCGAGCAAAGGGUUCCUGUUCUGGACUGACUGGGGUCACAUUGCAAAGAUUGAGCGAUCUCACCUGGACGGCUCGGACCGGAAGGUUCUGAUCAACACCGACCUGGGCUGGCCCAACGGUCUCACUCUGGACUAUGACACACGAAGGAUCUUCUGGGUGGACGCCCACUUGGACAGAAUCGAGAGCUCGGACCUGAACGGGAAACUGCGUCAGAUCCUCGUCAGCCCGGUGUCGCACCCGUUCGCCCUCACACAGUUGAAGCCGGUGUCCUCCCCUCUAACUCCUUUCUCCCGACUCUCGCAGCAAGACCGCUGGAUCUACUGGACAGACUGGCAGACUAAGUCCAUCCAGCGGGUGGACAAACACACUGGCCGUAACAAGGAAACCGUGCUGGCCAACGUGGAGGGCCUCAUGGACAUUAUAGUGGUAUCCCCUCACAGACAGACAGGUACCAACCUCUGUGGGGUAAAUAAUGGCGGCUGCACUCACCUCUGCUUCGCCAAGACCAACAGUUUUGUGUGUGCCUGCCCUGAUGAACCAGAUGGGCGCCCCUGUUCCACCAUUUCAGGUUACGUCCCCACCGCUCCUGCCAGAGCAACCAGCAGCACUCCCGUCCCCAACAAGAUCCCUAAAGCUCCAACAGACACCCCACACCGAGGACCCUCACCGGUCAACUGCACCGACAAGAACCUGAAUGAAGAAGGCUGCUUGAGCAACGUGGUGACGGCUCCUCAUGGAGAAGGACUUCAUAUCAGCUACGUGAUUGGUGGAGUUCUGACCAUCCUGGCAAUCCUGAUCCUCAUCGCUGCGUUGAUUAUUUACAGACAUAAAAAGUCCAAGUUUGCAGACCCGGGAGUGAGCAACCUGACCUACAGUAACCCCUCGUACCGGACGUCCACACAAGAGGUCAAGAUCGAGGCGUCGCAGAAGCCUCCAAUAUAUAACCAGCUUCGAUAUAAGAAAGAGGGUGGAGUGGACGGAGGCUACACCAAGGAGAAGAUCCGCAUCGUGGAGGGCGUGUGUCUUCUGUCCAAUGAGGAGCUUUACUGGGAUGACCUAAAACAGAUCAAGCCGUCUCGAGGCGGCCUGCACACCUGCAUGCGUACAGACACGGUGUCCCUGCAGGCCAGCAGUGCUUCGCUAGACGACGGCGAGACGGAGCAGCUCCUCCAGGAGGAGGCGUCCGAAUGCUCCUCCAUAACCACCCUGACCCCUUCAGCCAUCACCCCGCAGCGUCACGCCCAGCACAGCCUGCCCGACACCGGCUGGGCCUCCACGCGCAAGCCCUCCACCGAGAGCGAAGUGUGAGGGAGGCCCCCCCCGCCCUCCGUGCUUUAUCUCAACCUCCAUUACCUAAUACACACGUACACACACCUGUAUUUAUAGCAAACACAAAUAGAAAUAGGUACAAACACAGUAACAGUUGCAUACGUAGAGUAACGGUACAUAUGAACCCGGUUAGACACAACUAAGCUCCAAUAAACACAACUUCUGUCUCUGAAACUGGGGCUCCGUCCUACUUGUACACACACACACACACACACACGCAGUACAGUCCUCCAACAGUACCCUCAGUGCUACUGCCUUUCGGCAAAAUGAUAAACUAAUGAGCAUGCUGGAAUAAGGAAGCAAAGGACUCUGGGGAGGAAGUGAACAGAGAGACACAAGCGUUACCUGGAGCCUCUUUAAAGGAGGCAGACUCUCAAUGCACCGAACGCUUCUCUGUAUACAACUUCAUCUUUAUUUUUGCGAACUUUUUUUUUUCUUGUUGUUGUUGGACGAAGCUAAAACGACGUACACCCCGGACGAUGUAACCACGACGCUCUCUCGAAUGCCACUCAUGUCUUUAUGAACUCUAUUUAUGAACGUUUUUGUACUUGUGGAGUGGGUUUGCUGACUUUCAGAGAAUGGCGAGAGUGUUGUGUUAGAGCUUGUGCAGCAGGACCCGGGUAUUCAAGAGUUGUAUUUAUGACAGUGCCAAAGGGUGGGGGCUUCACAGAGUCUCCGUGCUUCUUUCUGCAUUUACACUUCAGUAGAAAUGUAUCUUCAUUACGGGAUGCUUGUUUCCUUUGACUUUAUUGAUUUGCUCUCACCAGUCGGAGACCUCAGCGAUGACACCACCUGCUUCUGAUUCCUUAUUUUACAGCCUCCAACAGGUCGAGCAAGGACUUACUGUAGCUGGUACUGUCAGUCGCUUUCAGAAGUCCAUUCAUCCUGUUUUGUUCCUCUGAUCCUCUGACAUAGCAGAGGAGGCCACGAUGAAGUAACAGCCUAAGUGCCAAACAUUUCGUUCCCUCCUUCAGCGGCAUAUUUAUUUUUUUCUGAGAUGUUUUAAAAUGUUCGUGACAUUCGUUUUACUUGGAUUUGGUCAGCGGAAUUACAGAAAACCGUAUUCCCUCAGACAUGUUACCACUGUGGCUGUUCAGCCAUGCAGAUAGUUGUGGUUUUAUUUUCCCUGGUGUUAGAAAUACAUCUCUGAGAUUUCUUCUGCAUUAAAACACUGGGCUUUUCUUUGGAACUACUUUCUCAAUCCAGUCUGAGAGUUUCUCUCUUUGUUCCUGGAGUUUACCAUCCGGAUAAGUGAUUAUCUACGACAGCACUUACUAUAACAAUUUGAAGCUCUUUGAUUUUAACAAGUUCAACAACAUUUCAUUUUUUACUGCUAAAAAAAAUCCAAACAGCUCCCUUGAAUUUUUUUGUUUGUGUUUUGGUGCUUUGUCGUCACCAGUGUUCCUCAUCCGUGCUAUACACCCACAUUCUCUGCUAACUUUUUAGCUGUAAUCUCAGAUGUCUAAAAAAUGUCCAUUCUCAUAGCUCACCUCCUGGACUCACUAUGAUCUUAGGCUGGUGUGAAAUUGUGUUUUUUGAAGGCACACAAUGAUGCUCAAUCAUUUUUUAAACAAAUCCCAUUGAAUCCAGUUGACUAAACCGAACAAGGUAAUGUUGAGAGAGGUAAUGUUGGACAGUUGGAUUUUUAGAGAUGUGCAUCACCACAAAUGUUAAAAUGUCUGAAUUAGAUUUUCUCUCAUCUGAAACAUAAUGAUUGAAGGUCCAGUUUCACUGCGGCUCUCUGUUGUAUUGGGGUUGUGGCAAGUUUCUGAGGCCGAUAUAUCAAAAACAACCAAAAGUAUCUGCGUGGCCAAACACUGUUGGAGGUAAAUGAGAACUUCUGUUCUUUUUGUAGUUUUAGUUUUGAUCCAUCAGCUCUAAAUCUGUAAUGCAAAGGUGUACUCGCAGUGUCUGCCACGGUGCAGUAUAACGAGUGGGUAACUUAGGAACACUGUGCAUGUCUGACCCCAUCAGACAGUGGGGGUUAUAGUGUAGAAAUAUAUCACUGACAACUUACUGAAAAAUGAAUUUAAUACAAGUAAAGAUAUUAUGCAUUGCUUUAACUUUAGAGUACCAUUCUGUUGGUUGUUGAAAUAUGGUACAAGGAAAUACUAUAUUGCUAUAUUUACAAAUAUAUCGGUUAGACUUUACAGAACCAUGUAUUUUGAAGUAUCUGCUACAAGCUCAGCAACUUGCUGAUUUGCUGCUAGACGAAGCACUGAGGCCAAUGAAAGAGGGUCUUGGCAGCUACAUAACUACGGUCUCUGACGGUUGGUUGACAGUAGGCCUCCAGAGCAUCACAGCGACCCAGUAACCAAUCAUCCUGGCUCACAGUCCCUCCAACUCUGCUGCAGGAAUGCUAAAACUGUACAGAUUUUAUCAUGAGGAUAUAAGCAAACAUUUCUGUUGAAGAUAUUGUGUUGAUUAAGUUGUAUAGUCUUUUGUACAAAGGGAUUUCCUGACCGUUUUUAGACUAUUAAUUUUACUCACUGGAGAAGAACUUUUUUUUGUUUUGUUUUGUUUUUGCUGGAUUAUUUUAACCACUGUAUUUCCAAGCCUUGUAAAUGAUAGGGAAGAUGCCAGUUAUUUAAUAGUGCUCUUUUAUCUUAUGAAAUACUGGUCGCGUAUAGCUGUUGUAAAGUUAACAAAAAGAGGUAUUUAUGAUUUCUGUUUGGUUGUCACUUGAUGUGUAAAUAUGAAAAGACUGUAUAUGUAUUUCCAUGGCAGUACUAACAAGCUGUGUUGUGUGAUAUAGUGAAUUAUCCCUUUGCUAUCUUUUAAUAUAAAAUG